Messenger RNA from Loxodonta africana (African savanna elephant), 7695 nucleotides. RefSeq names its product kelch like family member 6 (gene KLHL6). Gene Ontology annotation, biological process: B cell receptor signaling pathway; germinal center formation. The record is from RefSeq and is a predicted model, not a curated record. Lineage: Eukaryota; Metazoa; Chordata; Mammalia; Proboscidea; Elephantidae. The transcript has 7 exons. The coding region runs from base 636 to 2204 and encodes 522 amino acids. Gene Ontology annotation, molecular function: protein binding.
AAAGGGCAGGUGAAAGAUCUCAGUGCCUUCAGGUAAGAGGUGCUGGAGACUGUAAUGUAAGGUGUAAAACCAAGGCUAAGUGUUAUGUGCUGCCCUGACAUCUGGUGAAAUAAGAAGGGCCUCAAACAGCCUAACUGCAAGUUCCGCUCCCCGUCGGCUCCCAUGAAUAAGGCCCCCUAGCCAAACAAUGGAGUCCUGGUGGUGCGGUGGUGAAGCGCUCUGCUUGCUGACUGAGAGGUUGGUUGUUCCAACACACCAGCCACUCUGCAGGAGAAAGAUGUGGCAUAUCUGCUUCUUUAAAGAUUUACAGCCUUGGAAACCCUACGGGGCAGUUCUGCUCUGUCCUGUAGGGUCACUGUGAGUCAGAAUCGACUCCACAGCAAUGGGUGUGUCUUAGUUAUCUAGUGCAACUAUAACACAAAUACCACAAGUGGAUGGUUUUAACAAAAAGAAAUUAAUUUUCUCACGGUCUAGUAGGCUGGAAGUCCAAAUGCAGGGCGCCAUCUCCAGGGGAAGGCUUUCUCUGUCUGCUUUGGAGGAAGGUCCACGUCAUCAAUCUUCCCCUGGACUAGGAGCUUCUCUGCGCAGGAACCCCGGGUGGAGCUCUGCUCCUGGUGCUGCUUUCUUCAUGGGCCAUGUUCUGCAACGAUUUAAAGGAAAAGUAUGAGAAGAGGAUCGUCAUCAAAGGGGUGGAUGCUGAGAUCAUGCACACUCUCCUGGACUACACGUACACCAGCAAGGCGCUGAUCACCAAGCAGAAUGUCCAGCGGGUCCUCGAAGCUGCUAACCUCUUCCAGUUCCUGCGGAUGGUGGAUGCCUGUGCCAGCUUCCUCACGGAAGCCUUGAACCCGGAAAACUGUGUUGGAAUACUGAGGCUGGCCGACACACACUCCUUGGACAGUCUAAAGAAACAGGUUCAAAGUUACAUCGUGCAAAACUUUCUGCAGAUCCUCAACUCCGAGGAGUUCCUUGAGCUUCCUGUGGACACUCUGUACCACAUCUUGAAGAGCGAUGACCUUUAUGUGACUGAGGAGGCUCAGGUGUUUGAGACUGUAAUGAGCUGGGUUCGCCACAAACAGUCGGAACGGCUCUGCUUGCUCCCUUAUGUCCUUGAGAACGUGCGCUUACCACUUCUGGACCCGUGGUACUUUGUGGAGACGGUCGAAGCUGAUCCUCUCAUCAGGCAGUGCCCGGAGGUCUUCCCGCUGCUCCAGGAAGCCAGGAUGUACCACCUUUCUGGCAACGAGAUCAUUUCCGAGCGCACCAAGCCCAGGAUGCAUGAGUUCCAGUCUGAGGUGUUCAUGAUCAUCGGCGGCUGCACACGGGACGAACGCUUUGUGGCAGAGGUUACCUGCCUGGAUCCCCUGAGGCGCAGCCGUCUGGAGGUGGCCAAGCUCCCACUGACCGAGCACGAGCUGGACAGUGAGAAUAAGAAGUGGGUGGAGUUCGCGUGCGUGACGUUAAAAAACGAGGUCUACAUAUCAGGCGGCAAAGAGACACAGCACGAUGUUUGGAAAUACAAUUCUUCGAUCAAUAAGUGGAUCCAGAUUGAGUAUUUAAACAUAGGCCGCUGGCGGCAUAAGAUGACCGUGUUGGGCGGCAAGGUCUACGUGAUCGGAGGUUUCGACGGCCUACAGCGGCUCAACAACGUGGAGACCUACGACCCCUUCCACAACUGCUGGUCGGAGGCUGCGCCACUUCUUGUCCACGUCAGUUCCUUUGCAGCCACCAGCCAUAAGAAGAAGCUCUACGUGAUUGGGGGAGGACCCAAUGGGAAGCUGGCUACAGAUAAGACUCAGUGUUAUGACCCUUCAACCAAUAAGUGGAAUUUAAAGUCACCCAUGCCAGUGGAGGCAAAGUGCAUCAACGCAGUGAGCUUCCGGGAUCGCAUCUACGUUGUUGGUGGGGCCAUGCGAGCAUUGUACGCCUACAGCCCCCUGGAGGACAGCUGGUGCCUGGUGACCCAGCUCAGCCACGAGCGGGCCAGCUGCGGCAUCGCCCCCUGCAACAACCGGCUCUACAUCACCGGGGGACGCGACGAGAAGAACGAGGUCAUCGCCACUGUGCUGUGCUGGGACCCCGAGGCCCAGAAACUGACUGAGGAGUGCGUCCUGCCCCGGGGGGUGUCCCACCAUGGCAGCGUCACCAUCAGGAAGUCCUACACCCACAUUCGCAGGAUCGUGCCUGGGGCUGUGUCUGUCUGAUGGCCUUGGGGUGGGGGUCAGCAUGGGACCAACACCAGGAACCUGGACAGCAUACAGGCAGCCUCUGUGCCUCCCUCCCUCGCCACUCUCCCACCCCAACCCCACUUCAGGCAGCAGGCUUGGCUUGAGUUUGGGGGGCUCAUCAGGGGCUCAGCCUCACUGACUGUGGGGGCACCUUGAAAGUCACAGCAUCAGAGACACUUGAGACCAGCCAGGAAUGUUUGCCUGACCUACCUCAGGAGAGAAGGAGGAAAAAAGAAUAAUAUUUAACUUUCAGGGCACACCUACCGGGCAUCAGAUUCUAUGCCAGGCACUUGGGUAUACCAGUUGGCUUACUCAGUGUAAUGACCUGCUGGCUGGAUUACUAUUACUCCUGUUUUACGGAUGAGGAAACUGAAUUUCAGAAAUGCAAAAUGACUUGUCCCAGGUCAUUCAGACAGCAGGGAGCUAACCCAGGAGCCUAAAACCCAGGUCUUUUCAUUUCGAAGUCAAUGCCCUGUCCACAAUGGUGACCAUCUCAGAAAGCAGAAAAAAAAUCUGGCUCACUUUUUGUUUUAGCAAAUCUGCUGAAGGAGUCGCUUGGCAAGGCAGGGAAAUAAAGGUUUCUUUCUUCUUCUUUUUCUCUUUGUAUUUAAACCACCUGGAAUUCUUGGUGUUGGAGCCUUGAGUCUCAGGUUCUUCCAUUUUAUGGGUCUAGGAAGACCCGUUUGCUUUGAAAGACAUAAAAGACUUGCGUUCUGUUCUCUCCCAUCAAAAAUCUGUUUUUUAUGAUCACAGGAUGCUCCAUUUUAGAUUAGACCUGUCAUUGCUGGACCAAAUUGUACCUUCUGUACCAUCUGGUGGCCUCGUCUCUCAGUGUCCAAAAGUUGUAUCGCAAUGCAGAAAAGAGGUUUCCAGAGAUUCAAAUUAGUGUUUUAAAAAAUGUAACAAUCAACACUGCUGGGCACUGUAGCAAUGACAGGCUCUUCUCGAUGCCUUACGUUCUACUCUUUAGACAGUGACUUGGGGCUCGUGUCCCUGAGACCCACCACCCCUACAGGAACCUUCUAGGCCCUUCUACUUGGUGUUUGGAUCAGCUUGGCUCAAUUUUGAGUCAAAGAACAGAGUCCGUCCUUCACCCUAAUAUACAGAGCUUUCACAUGAGCUCACUGGAAAUUCAUUCUAAUCCCCAACUUGUUGAAACAGGUUAGGAGAUCCUGUUCAUACACUGUGUUUAACAGGCAGCAAUGAUAACAACGUAGUAACUGCAUUACCCAACGUGCUUUAUUUUCAUCAUAUGAUUUCAGCUCUCUUUAUAGAGUUUUAUUUCAUGUCAGAUGUGACAUGUUGUGUGUGGUUUCCCAGAAAGUUUGGGAAGUCAGAGGAAUUAGAGUUGACAGUGAAUUUGAUUUUCACAAAAAAUGUCAUGGUUAGAAGAAGCUACUAUUCAAAGAUUGAAAAGACUUGGAAAAUUACAAGUGAGAUUUCUGUUCAUACGUAGAUUGUUGAGGAUAAAUACAAAUGCGUGUUUGAGUGUGAAAGGUCCUGUAUCUUCGGGUCAGGGGUGACCAUUCAGCUCUCUGCUAUGAAAAGCAAGAUGGAAAAUAACAUAUUUGUGAGCUGGCAGAACACAUUAUCACUUACACUUACUCGUGAGUUAUUGGUUAAUAACCUUAUCAAAGCUCUCAGCUGAAACAGUUCAUCUAUUUCAAUGCAGCACACAGUCAUGGAGUUCUCUACAGUUUGCCAAGCCUUGGGGAUACCAAUGAUUAAGACAAAUCCCAAGCCUAAAGACUCAAGAAACAGGUAAAUAGGCCACUAAUGAGUAUUCUAAUUUUUUUUUCCUCCAAGUUUACUAUGAAGUUAUGAAGCUGUAGUCAAGUCUUUAGAGCAUCCCCUUGGGAUGCUAUGCACUUAGGUCAACCAUGUGACCGCUUUUUUGUCCCUGUUUUUGAGAUCACCUUCAGAAACCACUUAUGAGAGAAAUCAGUCUUAUUCCAAAGAAAAUUUAGCAUGCACAGAGAACCUCCCCUCAAACAGAGAGGCCUCCUUGUCGCGGUGGUCCUUUGAUAAGAACAAUCAGUGAACUUUGAACCUACUGGCAGGCCAAACAUAUGCUUUAAAACUAAGGAUCUGAGAUCUCUGUCUAUAAACUUGAUUCUACCUGCAGGACGCAUGUUUCAGGGUGGUUCAGAAUGCCUAAAUGCAUAAAAGGAAGGACUUGAUAUGAUUCUUGUACCACCAAAUAUGCAGGUGAAUUGUGGUAAAAUUCAGGUACCUGGCACCCAAGAAAUAGAGAUUCUCCAUAAUGGCAUGGGACAUAGGGCAGAUAUACUUAUUAAGGUGAUCAAGAGUCCUGUAGCUUUUAGGGAAAGAAAAUGUUCAAGUCAUUUUAGGAAAACUUAAGAUCCCUGGGUGGCGUGGAUGGUUUGCACUUGGCUGUAUUCAAAAGGUUGGCAGUUCUAACCCACCCAAUGGCACCUCGCGAGAAACAGGCCUGACAAUCUGCUUCCAUUAAGAUUGCAGCCAAGAAAACCUACGGAGCAGUUCUACUCUGUAACACAUGGGGUUGCCAUAAGUCAGAAGUCAACAAAAACAACAAGGUGUCAUUUUAGGGAAACUUUUAUAAGGACAGUCAUCAGAAGUUAUACUUUUAGGCACUAGCCAGGAAUGGGAGUUCUUAAAAUCUGAUUUCCAUUCCAAGAUAACCAGUUUGCAUAACCCAUACCAUCUGCAGGGGGAUGAGCCAGGGUGGGAAGGAUCGCGGGACUCAGGCAAGACAUGGUGGGCCCUCCUGGCACUGCGGACUGGAUAUUGAGGCAGGUCCUGGGAGUGGAGAGAGCACCUCUGGCUGGGAGGAAGAGGAUGGAGCAGGAGGUGAGCUGAUGUGUCAGAUCAUAAGGGCACAGGUCUAGAAAAUGAUAUUGGGGCCCUGGAGUUUGUGAGCAUGGCCCCAGUCCCAGGAAGGGUGAGGGAGAAUAAGGAAGAGGAAUUCUAGGCAAGAAACGAGGAAGGAGGUGACUUAGAAUUGAAGCAGAAAUUAGAGCAGGACCAGCACUUAGGCCAGUUUGCUGUGGAGCGCCUAACCUACCCACCCGGGGCUUCUGUCGUACCAGACCAGAGAGAAUGAGGCCCAGAGUCUUUGAUGGGGUAGAAACUGUGGGUGAGGUUGGGGGACCCCAGUUUCCAAGGCUGAUCUACAAUGGACAGGGAGCUAAGCUCACCAAAACGCCAACUGAUAAAUGUUCUCUUCUUAGCUUUCAUACAUUUUGGUCUCCAGUAACUUCAGGAAACACACACACAGCUCUUGAACUCAAAGCCAACUACACUCUCAGGGAAAUGCCAAUAUCAUUUGCUUACAGCUGCGAAAAUGUAGUUUUGCUAAUUAUAAAAGUUCUCGUGGUACUGUUGUUAGUUAUUUACUUAUCCAGCUUAAUUUUGAAAAAGAAAACAAAAGUACUUCUCAAGAGAAUCUUUAAAGUGGAUAAAUACCCCUGAGGAGAGAUGAACAGAAGAUUUCAAAGAGCGGCUCAAGAAGACAAAGUUUUAUAGUGACAUGUGCAAAGACCUGGAGUUGGAGAACCAAAAGGGAAGAACACGCUUGGCAUUUCUCAAGCUGAAAGAACUGAAGAAAAAAAUUCAAGCCUUGAGUUGCAGUAGUGAAGGAUUCUAUGGGUAAAAUAUUCACUGACGCAGGAGCCAUCAAAAGAAGAUGGGAGGCAUACAUAGUCACCGUACCAAAAAGAAUUGGUUGACCUUCAACUAUGUCGGGAGGUAGCAUAUAAUCAAGAACUGAUGGCACCAAAGGCAUUGGCAAAAGGCAAGUCUGCAGGAAUUAACGGAAUACCAACUGAGAUGUUUCACCAAACGGAUUCAGCACUGGAAGCACUCAAUCGCCUAUGCCAAGAAAUUUGGAAAACAGCUACCUGGCCAACUGACUGGAAGAGAUUCAUAUUUGUACCCAUUCCAAAGAAAGGUGAUCCAACAGAAUGUGGAAAAAUUAUUGAACAAUAUCAUUAACAUCGUGGGCAAGUAAAAUUUUGCUGAAGAUAAUUCCAAAACAGUUGCAGCAGUACGUCGACAGGGAACCGCCAGAAAUUCAAGCCAGAUUCAGAAGAGGAUGUGGAAUGGGGGUUAUCAUUGCUGAUGUCAGAUGGAUCCUGGCUGAAAGCAGAGAAUACCAGAAAAAUGUUUACCUGUGUUUUAUUGACUAUGAAAAGGCAUUCGACUGUGUGGAUCAUAACAAGUUAUGGAUAACGUUGUGAAGAAUCAGAAUUCCAGAACAAUUGUGCUCAUGAGGAACCUGUACAUAGACAAAGAGGCAGUCAUUCAAAUAGAACAAGGGGACACUGCAUGGUUUAAAAUCAGGAAAGAUGUGGAUCAGGCCUGUAUCCUUUCAUCAUACUUGUUCAGUCUGUGCAAUGAGCAAAUAAUCCGAGAAGCUGGACUAUAUGAAGAACAUGGCAUCAGGAUUGGUGGAAGACUCAUUAACAAUCUGUAAUAUGCAGAUAAUACAACCUUGCUUGCUGAAAGUGAAGAGGACUUGAAGCACUUACUGAUGAAGAUCAAAGAAAACCUUCAGUAAGGAUACCUCAACAUAAAGAAAACAAAGAUCUCACGACUGGACCGAUAAACAACGUCAUGAUAAAUGGAGAGAAGAUUGAAGUUGUCAAGGAUUUCAUUAUACUUGGAUCCACAAUCAACACCCAUGGAAGCAGUAAUCAGGAAAUCAAAAGAUGCAUUGCAUAGGGCAAAUCUGCUGCAAAAGACCUCUUUAAAGUGUUGAAGAGCAAAGAUGUCACCUUGAGGACUAAGGUGUGCCUGACCCAAGCCAUGAUAUUUUCAAUCACUUCAUAUGCGUGCGUAAACUGGACAACGAUUAAGGAAGACUGAAGAAGAGUUGAUGUCUUUGAUUUAUGGUGUUGGUGAAGAAUAUUGAAUGUGCCAUGAAAUGCCAGAAGAAUGAAUAAAUCUGUCUUGGGAGAAGUACAACCAGAAUGCUCCUUAGAAGCAAGGAUGGUGAGACAUGUCUCACGUACUUUGGACAUGUUAUCAGGAGGGAUCAGUCCCUGGAGAAAGACAUCAUUCUUGGUAAAGUAGAGGGCCAGUAAAAAAGAGGAAGACCCUUAACAGGAUGGAUUGACACAGCGGCUGCAACAAUGGUCUCAAACAUAGCAACGAUUGUGAGAAUGGCACAGGACUGGGCAGUCUUUUGUUCUGUUGUAUAUAAGGUUGCUUUGACUUGGAAUCGAAACAAAGCGCCAGUAGAAUUUCUUACAUAAAGUCCUAUCUUGAGUUUGCAAGAUCUUUUUUUCUUUAAUAUCUAUUCCGGGAGUUGUUUUAGAUCUCAUAAUUAGAAGAGUUAGGCUUCAAGGAAAUCCGCAAUUAUCUCAAAUAUGGCUACUACCAAACCAAUUUGACAGGCCAGAUUUUCAUCUGUACAUGUAUAAAUAGUCAACUUGGUUAAUGCUUAGUUAACACUUGGUUACAUGCGGUUUUUUUUUUUUUAAGU